CCCCUUUUCAUACUUCUCUGUCAUUGUGUUAUUAUAUAUACUCGCACCGACAAAGAAACUCACCGAUACCAUACAACGGUUUCUCUCAACGGAAACAAACUAUCUUGUAACGUCAUUAUUCAUUUUCUAUAUCCAUGUCGAGAGUCAUGGAGUGGGUUGGGUCACGCAACUCAGACCUGUCUAAUCUGACACCAACAAUGACAUCAGACGCUUCGUGUGAGCCCGGCAAGAUGAAACUAUUUUACUUCAGUAACGAAUUCCCACGCGAUGACCUGAAAGACCUGCUUCGUCGCCUGCAUGCCCACAGCAAGGACACCCGGCAUAACACGCUAGCCAGGUUCAUCCAUGAGGCUACCUUCGCCAUUCGUGACGAGGUGUGCUUGCUUCCAUCUACCCUGAGAGUAUUGGUCCCUUCGUUCGAGACAGUUUUCGACUUUGUCGAUGAUCAUGCCCUCCGAAAUGGCCCUCUUGGUGGAGCUGUAGACGGAGUGCUUUUAUGUGCAGUUCAGAUAGCAACCCUCAUCGGAUAUUAUGAGAGUGCGUCCGAGGAGGCGUUCGACUUGCCCUCUGUAGACGCCUGUCUCGCUGGCUUGGGCACCGGGCUUCUGGCCACAACUGCAGUUUCGCUCUCUCCAACGUUGGCAGAUGUUCCUCUUGCAGGGGCCGAAGUGGUUCGUGUCGCUUUUCGACUUGGCGUUCUCGUGGACCAAGUUUCCCAGAAUCUGCAACCUCGAUCGGCAUCAACAGAAUCUGGCCCUGGUGAUAGUUGGGCGUAUGUGGUGCCCGAUGUGGCUGCUGACGAGGUUCAAAAGGAGCUUGAUUCGAUACACACAGCCGGGAGUACGCCCGAAGCCAGCAAGGUCUUCAUCAGUGCUCUCAGUCCGACCUCAGUCACAGUCAGUGGCCCACCGGCACGAUUGAAGCACAUCUUCCAGAUAUCCGACUUUUUCCGCGACCGCAAGUCCAUCGCUCUCCCGGUAUAUGCAGGUUUGUGUCACGCCAAACACGUCUACAAUCAACAGCAUGUAGACAGCAUUAUCCAAACCAGCUCCCUCGACUUUAUGGACGCCAAAUUCGUACCGCGGGUGCCAGUCUUCUCCACCAGCACGGGAAGGCCAUUUGACGCAAAGAGCGCCAGGGAAUUAUUCCAUGGCAUCAUCGAAGAAAUCCUCACUCAGGCGAUGCAGUGGGACAAUGUCGUCCAAGGUAUCAUCGAGCGAGCUAAAACCAUUGCAGCCUCCGAGUGCCAAGUCCUCGUCUUCCGAACUUCACUGCCAGUUCAUGACCUUGUGGGAGCCUUGAAUUCAGACCUGCAGCAGUUCAAGGCUGCCACAAAGGAUCUCAUACCAUGGAUAUCCGAGCCAGACAUUCCUCCGGGGCGGCCCAGGGGUACCGCGCAAUCCAAGAUUGCCAUUGUGGGCAUGGCCUGCAGGAUGCCUGGCGGAGCAACCGACACGGAAAAGUUCUGGGCGCUCUUGGAGAAAGGUUUGGACGUGCACAGGAAAAUCCCAGCUGACCGGUUCGACGUGGAGACACACUAUGACCCAAACGGUAAGCGUGUCAAUACUAGCCAUACCCCCUAUGGUUGCUUCAUCGACGAACCUGGCCUAUUCGACGCCCCAUUUUUCAAUAUGUCCCCUCGCGAAGCGCUGCAGACGGAUCCCAUGCAGAGGUUGGCGUUGGUCACGGCGUACGAGGCGCUUGAAAGGGCGGGUUACGUUGCUAACCGGACGGCUGCUACCAACUUGCACCGGAUUGGAACCUUUUACGGGCAAGCGAGCGAUGAUUACCGUGAGGUCAACACGGCACAGGAGAUCAGCACAUAUUUCAUUACCGGUGGAUGCCGUGCUUUUGGCCCAGGACGCAUCAACUAUUUCUUCAAAUUUGCCGGACCGAGUUAUAGCAUUGAUACGGCGUGUUCGUCCGGGUUGGCGACAAUACAGACAGCAUGCACCUCGCUCUGGAAUGGUGACACCGAUAUGGCAGUUGCUGGAGGAAUGAAUGUGCUGACCAAUUCGGAUGCUUUCGCUGGACUGAGCCACGGCCAUUUCUUGUCCAAGACCCCCAACGCAUGCAAGACAUGGGACUGCGAAGCCGAUGGGUACUGCCGCGCCGACGGUGUUGGAUCUAUCGUGAUGAAGAGACUUGAAGACGCAGAAGCAGACAACGAUAACAUCCUCGGCGUCAUUCUCGGAGCCGGGACCAACCACUCGGCCGAUGCCAUCUCCAUCACCCAUCCUCAUGCUGGGGCUCAGGCAUACCUCACCCGACAAGUCAUGAGACAGGCUGGUGUAGAUCCUCUCGAUGUUAGCUACGUGGAAAUGCACGGCACCGGCACCCAAGCGGGCGACGCCCAAGAAAUCAAAUCGGUUGUUGACGUAUUCGCACCCUUGACGAGACGUCGCAGCUCCAAACAGCCACUGCACAUUGGCGCCGUCAAGGCUAAUGUGGGCCAUGGCGAAGCUGUAGCCGGCACGACUGCGCUGCUGAAAGUGCUACUCAUGUUGGAAAAGGAGGCGAUACCGCCACAUGUCGGAAUCAAGAACAGCAUCAAUCCUGGGUUUCCCAAGGACCUGGACAAGAGAAACCUGCACAUCCCAUACCAGAAACAGCUUUGGCCUAGGGUCCACGGCAAGAAGAGAAUUGCAGUUGUGAAUAACUUCAGUGCUGCCGGAGGCAACACGACCAUUGCCGUUGAGGAGGGACCUUUUCGGGAGACUAGCGAGGUGGUGGAUCCUCGCUCAACUCACCUUGUCGCUGUGUCGGCUAAGAGCAAGGUGUCACUCAAGGAGAACCUCGAGCGAAUGAUGGCCUAUCUAGACGCAAACCCGCAGGUCUCGCUGUCGAAUCUGGCAUACACUACAACCGCUCGACGUCACCACCACAACCACAGAGUAGCAGUGGCCACGUCUGAUGCUACCCAGUUGAAGAAACACCUCCUUAAGCACCUUGAAUCAGCAGACUCUCACAAGCCCAUUCCACCAACUGGUUCACCCCCGGUUGUCUUCGCAUUCACCGGUCAGGGGUCAUCACAUCGGUCCAUGGACCUGGAGCUGUACCGCGAUUGCCCCUAUUUCAAGUCACAGCUGCUGCACCUGGACUCCCUAUCACAAGGACAAGGUUUUCCCUCUUUCAUUCCAGCCAUCGACGGCAGCCAUGCGCAUGACCACACACACUCACCAGUCAUCACCCAGCUCGCACUCGUCUGUACGGAGAUAGCGCUGGCCAAGUACUGGGAGUCCCUCGGCGUACGCCCCGACGUAGUAAUCGGACACAGCCUGGGUGAAUAUGCCGCCCUCCACGUGGCCGGCGUGCUCUCAGCCACCGACACAAUCUUCCUGGUGGGCCAGAGGGCUAGCAUGCUCGAGCAGAAAUGCCAAGCCGGCAGCCACAAGAUGCUAGCCGUCCGUGCUUCACUUUCCGAAGUCCAAGAAAACGCUGGCAAUAACCCUUACGAGGUUGCGUGCAUAAAUGGGCCGAAAGAUACGGUGCUAAGCGGAACUCAGCAACAGGUGGACGCGCUGGCUCAAAUCCUACAAGACGCCGGCUACAAAUGUUUUAGCCUCGACGUCGCCUUCGCCUUCCACUCGGCGCAGACGGAUCCCAUCCUCGAAGAAUUCGAAGAGGCAGCCAAGACGGGCGUCUUGUUCCACCCGCCUAAUCUUCCCAUCAUCUCGCCUUUGCUGGGAAAGGUCAUCUUCGACGAAAAGACGGUCAACUCAAACUACAUGCGCCGUGCCACGCGUGAGCCGGUCAACUUCCUGUCUGCCAUCUCAACGGCGCAGAAGACGCACACGGUCGACGAAACCAUGGUCUGGAUCGAGAUCGGUCCGCACCCCGUCUCGGUGAACUUCGCCAAGUCCAUCCUGCCGUCCAUCAACGCCGCGGUUCCGUCGCUGCGUAGGGGUGAGAAUAACUGGCAGACCAUGGCGCAGAGUCUGGGGGUAUUGCAUUGUGCCGGGGUGGAGGUAGGGUGGAAUGAGUUCCAUCGUCCGUUUGAGCGGGGACUGCGGUUGUUGGAUUUGCCUACGUAUGCAUGGAAUGACAAGACGUACUGGAUCCAGUAUAAUGGUGAUUGGGCGCUUACCAAGGGCAAUACGUUUUAUGAUGCUGAGAAGGCGGCUAAUGCGGGACCGGGAACUCCUCUCUUGCCUGCGACUCAUUCCAGCCUUAGGACGUCGACGGUCCAGCAAAUCAUUGAGGAGACAUUUUCGGAGUCGGCGGGCAGAGUUGUCAUGCAGUCUGAUCUUAUGCAGCCUGACUUUUUGGCUGCUGCAUAUGGACACAAGAUGAACGGGUGUGGGGUGGUGACAUCGUCGAUACACGCCGACAUUUCUUACACACUGGGCGAAUAUCUCUUAAAGAAACUUCGACCACAGUCCAAAAACACAUACAUGAACAUCGCCAACCUCGAAGUCCUUAAGGGGCUCGUCGCAAACAAGAAAACCAAUAUCCCCCAACUCAUCCAAGUCUCCCUCACCACCUCUAAUAUCGAUUCUGGAAUUGCCCACUUGCAAUGGCACAACGUCUCCUCUCCUACCGGCCCUCCUGAUGACCCCUUUGCCAGCGCAACCAUCUACUACGGCUCUUCCACCUCCUGGUUGGUCAGCUGGACCCCCCUGACUCACCUCAUCCAAUCACGCAUUGACUCCCUCACCAACCUCGCCGACAAGGGCCUCGCCACCCGCCUCUCCCACAACAUGGCCUAUUUCCUUUUUGCCACCAACCUCGUAGACUACGCCCCCAAGUACCGGGGCAUCCAAUCUGUGAUUAUUGACGGCCUCGAAGCCUGCGCAGAAGUCACCCUCACCACCGAAAAAGGCGGCGUCUGGACCAUCCCGCCUUAUUUCAUCGACAGCGUCGCUCAUCUCGCAGGAUUUGUGAUGAACGUCUCCGAUGCGAACGACACGAAGAACAACUUCUGCGUUACGCCCGGAUGGGAAUCAAUGAGAUUCGCCAAGCCACUGGUGGCGGGGGGGAAAUACAGGUCGUAUGUGAAGAUGAUUCCGACGACAGAGGAUCCGAGUGUGUUCUUGGGGGAUGUUUAUGUACUACAGGAUGAGAUUAUCAUUGGAAUGUUGGGGGCCAUCAAGUUUAGACGGUAUCCGAGGAUUCUGCUGAAUCGAUUCUUUUCGGCGCCUGAUGAGGGGAGCUCUGGGCAUGGUGCUACUACCGCCGCAGCACCGCCGACAAAGCCACUCGUGCCGCCAUCGACAGCAGCAGAAUCCGCUCCCGUCCAUACUGCGUCAGAGUCAUCUGCCUCCCCGCCUGCUCCCGCAAAGCCCAGACAGCCGGCCGAGAAGGCACCGGGUCCAGUGCCAGCCGCAGCCCCAACCACAACCUCCGUUGAGAACUCAGACAGCGUAGCCGUCAAAGCCAUGGCGCUCGUCGCCGCCGAAGCGGCCCUCGACCCGGCCGACCUGCACGAUGACGCGAGUUUCGCUAACCUCGGCGUCGACAGCCUCAUGAGCCUCGUCAUCGCCGAGAAGUUCCGCGAGCAGUUCGGUGUCACCGUCGGCGGAAGCCUGUUCUUGGAGUAUCCAACGGUGGGGGAUUUGAGGUCAUGGUUGAUUGAGUAUUACAGUUGAGCAGUAUAUGCUGAAGGAGAAGUAUGGCUCUGUGUAAUUGAGAAUUGUAAGGGAAGGAGGGG
This is a messenger RNA of Pseudomassariella vexata, 5650 nucleotides long. Its product is annotated as putative polyketide synthase. Gene Ontology annotation, molecular function: fatty acid synthase activity; 3-oxoacyl-[acyl-carrier-protein] synthase activity; phosphopantetheine binding. The transcript is spliced from 5 exons. The record is from RefSeq and is a predicted model, not a curated record. Gene Ontology annotation, biological process: fatty acid biosynthetic process. Lineage: Eukaryota; Fungi; Ascomycota; Sordariomycetes; Amphisphaeriales; Pseudomassariaceae. Bases 135 to 5588 code for a protein of 1817 amino acids.